Messenger RNA from Trichoderma virens Gv29-8, 519 nucleotides. RefSeq lists its product as uncharacterized. NCBI's taxonomy places the organism in Eukaryota, Fungi, Ascomycota, Sordariomycetes, Hypocreales, Hypocreaceae. The record is from RefSeq and is a predicted model, not a curated record. Bases 232 to 408 code for a protein of 58 amino acids. The transcript has 5 exons.
GAACAUUUCCCACUGUUCGAACCCGUUCGCCCGACGACCUCCGAAUCCAAGAUGUUUGCCCUGUCAGAAGAGUCCAAGGAGCGCAUUGCCAAGCUCAUCGACAUUUCACGAGUCGCCAUUCACUAUGGCUAUCUCCCUCUGAUUCUCUACCUGGGCUACACCCGCAGCGACCCUCGGCCCUCAGUCAUCCGCCUUCUCUCUCCCCUCUCUUAAGCGAAAGAAGAGACGGGCAUGCGAUGUUGUACGAUAUACGAUUAUAAUACGGCUCAAGGGGAUGGGAAAAGGCAUGCAACAAGAAGAGGCGAACUACCAGAGAGACGCUCAAUGUCCAGCAUUCAUCAUGGCGUUUGGGUAAUAUGCACAUGUCUUGAAAGAAGGCAAGGCGCGGGACCGGGUGAUACACUAUGACGACGUCGCCGGGAGGACGCAAAGGAGGACCAAAUGCUGCCAUGUACCAAUAAGAAUGUAUUAUCUACUGCUCCGUACCGUAAUUGGACCAUGUAACCACUCUGCGAAUCC